Chara braunii is the source of this 2438-nucleotide messenger RNA. The record is from the annotation of a GenBank genome assembly. Lineage: Eukaryota; Viridiplantae; Streptophyta; Charophyceae; Charales; Characeae.
CGGCCACUACACGGUUUGAUAAGUCUUUCGCCCCUAUAUCCAAGUCCAACGAAUGAUUUGUACAUUGAGUAACGCUGUGAGCCUCUAUAAAGAGGAGGAGGAGGAGGAGGAGGAGGUGGGGGAAGAGGAGGACGAGGAGGAGGAGGAUGAGCUUGAAGAGGAGGAAAAGAAGGAGGAGGAAGAAGAAACACGUGUCACCAGCAGACACGUGUCACCAGCAGACACGUGUCACCAGUGGAGCCGAAGCCCCCGAUCGCCGUCGAUCAUGGUCGAGGAUGAUGAGUUUCCGUACGAUGUACGGAAUCGUCCCGGCAGCGAAGAUGGAAAUGAUGAUGGUUUCAAGGAUGAACUUUCGGGGAAAGGAGGAGGUUCCAUCGCCGCAACGGGGGAGGAGGAAAACGUGUUUGAGUUCUUUUGUGGCGGGAAAUCGGCCGGGAGCGAUCCGUUUUCGGACUGGCAAAAAUUUGCCACGUGGCGGGAAGACAGCGAUCGGCGAGAUGAGGAGGAGGAUAAUGGCGGUCUCGUCCGGCAUCUGGAAGACGACGACGGCGACGACCAGCGUUCCCGCCAAAAACACGAGGACGACGACCAGCGUUCCCGCCAAAAACACGAGGACGAGGACGAGGACCAGCGUUCCCGCCAAAAACACGAGGACGACGACCGGCGUUCCCGCCAAAAAUACGAGGACGUCUCCGCUGGUGGCGAAUGCCCGCCACCAGGUGCUAGUCAAGAGCGGAGGAAGGUGAGAGGAGGAGGGAUCGGGAUCGGGAUAGGCAAACCGCUGUGUUGGCGCAAUCCGACGUGGACGCUGAGGAGGCUUCACGAGGGUCUUCGGUUUUCCCGCGAUCCGCGUGAUCUGGAAAAGCUGCCACGUCGGAUCCAUUGCCCGAGUUGUGGAAACUCCCGCCAUUUUUUUUGCUACACCUGCCUCGAACUGGUCAUCGAUCAAGCGCUUGUCCCGCGGUUGCAGUUGCCAUUCGACAUCGACAUUCUUUUCCACGUGGAAGAGCGAAAGAGCAUGAGCACGGCGGUCCACGUGGCAGUUUUGGCGCCAAAUAAUGUUCGCAUUGUGCAGUCGGAUAACAUCCCGUACUACGACACGUCAUCGACGGUCGUUCUCUUCCCAUCUAGCGAAUCCGUUGCGCAUCAGCAACUCCCUGAUGAGGCAAUCAAGAAGGUGGUAAUCAUUGAUGCCAAGUGGAAGAAAGCGGGAACCGUGGCAGCCGAUCCUCGAUUAGCGGGCCUAAAGAAGGUCCACGUGGAAUCUGCCAAGACGUCGUUUUGGAGAUAUCAUACACGUGGCGUAUGCUCGGAGGGUCUGUCAACCGUCGAGGCGGUGUUCUUCCUCUGCAAGCAGCGCCACGUGUCCUUCCUCGGAGAGUCGGAUUGCCAUUGCUAUGACGACCUUCUGUUCUUCUUCGCGCAUCUGCACAGACUGAUAGGCAAUCCCGGUGGUGGUGCAUUGGUGAAUGCAGGGCUGAUGGAGGCAGUGCGGUACUAUUUCUGUGAGAGAAAAUCUCAAGUCUACGCUGCAUGGACAUUUGGACUAGGGAUGGUCGGCAACCCUGGUAUCCUGCACGGAGGGGCAACGGCUUUUGCGCUUGACGAGACCUUUGGAGUUCUUUAUGGAUCUCUCCGUGUCGGUCCUGGGUUUACUGCAAAUUUGGAUGUCAACUAUAAAAGGAUUUUUAUGGAUGCGUUAGUGAGGGACGGUCCCGACGGCGUAGUUUAUGCGCAGAGCACUGCUUUGUAUGUGAUCGCUAGUAAGCCAUCGUGAAGAAGAUUUGGCGUUGACGUCAAGUACCUCCAGAUUUGAAAUCCAUCCAUGAAAGCGGGAGCAGCAGCGUGCAUUUUCAUUUUCGAAAUGAAAGAGGCGGCGCAUAUCAUGCAUGACUUGAGAUUGCAGGGAAUGAUGCACAAUUUUGGACACACUUGCUUUGUGCCCAAUUUUCAAUUUUGAACUUUGAAGUUUGAAGUUUAUUGUUAUCGCUAUUAUUAUGUUGUAUCAAGGCUCAAGCUUAUACUGCAUGCAUUUGAUUAUAAUCUGAGUUGUGAGUUCGAAAGUAUGUGCGGGAGUUGGGUCUUCGUUGUUGGUUCGUUUACAACCCCAUUUUACUCAGUCUACUGUUCAUUUAUCAUUGCUCGUUUACUAUUGUUAGUUUGCUCAACUUUGCUGUUUGUUCUCCGACAGUUUUUGUCAUUAGUCGUCUUGUAGAUGGAAUUGUCAGUUCAUUCAAACUCUUAGUUAUGUUGUUAGUUAAUCCGUUAGUUAAAACUGUUGGUUGAACUGUUAGUUAAAACUGUUAGAUCAUCUGUUGUUUCAAAGGCGCGUGCAGUUUAAGUUUUUUUUCUUCGGUUUUUCAUCCGUUUGUUCAACUGUUAGUUACCUGUUAGUUCAACUGUUAGUUUCAAAAUUCGAACUCCUUAGCUUAAGUAGU